UAGAAUUCAGUGCAUUUCAACAUGGCGUACUUACUGAUAUUGUCACUGCUUUCUCUGUGUGUUAUUUGGAGUCCUGCUACAGCAAACCAAGGUGAUGGUGGCGUGGACAAGAUGGAGGACCGCUUUAGAACGAUGGAGAGGAAAAUAAACCAAUACAUGGAAGAAAAUGGUCGCCUGAAGACGAUGGAAAAAAAACUUUACCAAUACAUGGAGAAAUUUGACCGCCUAAAGACAAUGGAAAGGAAACUUAACCAAUACAUGGACGAACAUGGUCACCUCUUACAACAGAAUCAAGAACUACAGAGACGGGUCUCUGAGACUGAGAAAAAGAAUGAAGAGUUGACGACAAAGAUAGGUACUCUUAAGGAAACUGUUAAGAAAAUACAACAAAGCAAUGCCAAAUGUCAAAUGGAUGUAAAGCAACUAUCUAAAUUCUUUGGAGAACAUUCGUAUAGUUUCACUGAAAAUUCUCAAAAACUGAAUGAAACUACCAAACUAGAUAGUGACGGGCUUCUUUCCAUCUCGACAAGUAAUCCCAUUCAUAAAAGAAUCGCAACGGUUGCUCCAGCUGAUCAAGUCGCAUUCUAUACCUAUCUAUCAGCAAGCACCGCAGCCAACCUCCCUUCCAAACACAUAUUAGUUUUUGACCACGUUGUAUUGAACAAAGGUCAAGGGUAUCACCAGGACGACGGUAUCUUUAUUGUUCCAAGCCACGGCGUCUAUGUAUUUGCCUGGACUGUUGGUGUCCAAUACCAUGGAUGGACACCUUUAGAAAUAGUGGUCAACGGAGUUGUAUUUGGAUCCACUUUUGUAAACGGUGGUGCUGAUGAUUGGGACUUCAGCACUGGGAUUGUUGUAGUAGAGAUACAUACCGGGGACCAUGUCUACAUCCGUAUGGCAGAAACAGGACGAGAGUUAGUACACAGCAACUGGAGAGGAAGAACGUCUUUCUCGGGAUGGAAACUGUUCUAGUAAUUAUAUUGAUUAAAAAAUAAGCACAUUAUUUUAUUUGUAGUUAUUAAAAAAAACUUUGAAAAUUUAUUGAUAUUUAGUAUUUCACUUCACCAAACCAAAUAGUGUAUAAAAUUUAUAAAAAGAAAAAAAAAUGAGUUUAAUUCAUGUAUGAAAAGUGUCAAACCAUGUUUUCAGCCCAUGGCACGCUUUUCUGCAUUUUAAAUGAGUUUUUUUUAUUUGGAGGUCACAAAAUAUAUCCUUGUAAUUUUUAAAGGAAAUAUAUAUUCUAUUUGAUGGUUUUAAUCACGAGAAAAAUGCUAUGCAUACCUUUGUAAUAUAACUCAUACUGAAUGAAUUCAUGUGUUAAUAAAUGUCAAAAUACUAAAGAAGUUCAAUUAAAAAAUAAGGAAUGCAGGACUAUGAGUGAUGAUCUUGAUCGCUCUACGUUGUGUUACUAUAUAAGCAAGCUCAAUUGA
Molecule: messenger RNA, 1430 nt
Organism: Magallana angulata
Lineage: Eukaryota; Metazoa; Mollusca; Bivalvia; Ostreida; Ostreidae
Product: cerebellin-3-like
Exons: 2
Coding region: 22-972 (316 amino acids)
Molecular function (GO): protein binding
Source: RefSeq, a predicted model, not a curated record